Morone saxatilis (striped sea-bass) is the source of this 2117-nucleotide messenger RNA. It is a transcript of the gene trim55b, whose product is annotated as tripartite motif containing 55b. The coding region runs from base 293 to 1420 and encodes 375 amino acids. The transcript is spliced from 8 exons. Lineage: Eukaryota; Metazoa; Chordata; Actinopteri; Moronidae. The record is from RefSeq and is a predicted model, not a curated record. Gene Ontology annotation, molecular function: zinc ion binding.
GAGGAUGAAGGGGCUAGUGGGCAGCUGUUCAAUACUGCCCUGCUCAGUUUCAAAUAUGGGCACGGUAACCUUUGACGUGACAGCAAUAGCUGCUAAAAACAGAACUGACAGCAGGGAGAUAGGAGCCCACACCCGCUAGGACGAGAGCAGCAGGCCUACUCUUCAGCCUGACUCGGGCCUACUGUAGAUUUGCUUUCAGAAACGGACUCCUAACUAACUUUACUGGCUUUUAGUUGUCUCAAACAAUUGAGUUUUAUAGUGUUUUAUGUCUCUUUAAUAGCGUUUGUCAACAAUGAAUAACAUGGACAACCUGGAGAAACAGCUGAUUUGCCCCAUAUGCCUGGAGAUGUUUACAAAGCCUGUGGUGAUUCUACCCUGCCAGCACAACCUCUGCAGAAAAUGUGCCAACGAUAUUUUCACGGCCUCAAAUCCAUACCUACCAACAAGAGGUGGCUCGUUGACGUCUGGUGGCCGCUUCCGAUGCCCGUCCUGCAGACAUGAGGUGGUCCUGGAUAGGCACGGUGUUUACGGGCUGCAGAGGAACCUGCUGGUUGAAAAUAUUAUUGACAUGUUCAAACAGGAGUCCAGCAGCAGCAAACCGGCGCCGGAGAGAAAGCGAGAGAUGCCCAUGUGUGAGGUUCACGAGGAAGAAAAGAUCAACAUUUACUGCGUCACCCAUGGCGUGCCCACAUGCUCCAUGUGUAAGGUGUUUGGAGCCCACAAAGACUGUGAGGUGGAACCCAUCACCAGCAUCUAUGAGACAAAGAAGACGGAGCUGAGUGACGGGAUUGCCAUGAUGGUUGGUAACAACGACAGGAUGCAAGGCAUCAUUAGUCAGCUCGAGGAAGCCUGUCGUGCCAUAGAGGAGAAUGGUCGGAGGCAGAAGACUCUGGUGUGCGAGAAGUUUGACCAGCUGUACUCCAUCCUGGAGGAUAAGAAGAGGGAGAUGAGUCAGAAGGUGACAGUCGAACAGGAAGAGAAGGUGAACUAUAUCCGGGACCUGACCAGGAAGUACGGAGACCAUCUGGAGGAGAGCUGUAAGGUUGUAGAGAAGGGGAUCCAAACAAUGGAGGAGCCUGAAAUGGCUUUAUUUCUACAGAACACAAAGCCUCUCCUCAAAAAGAUUGCAGAAGCAUCCAGUACAGCACACUUGGACAAAGUCGAGCGUGGCUAUGAGAAUAUGGAUCAUUACAACAUCGAGUUCAAGAGAGAGGGCAAGGCCCUGCGCAGCAUUGACUUCAUCCAAGAUGACGAAGAUGAGGACGAAGAGGAUGAGGAUGGAGAAGCGGCCGCGGAGGAAGGAGAGGGGGCCCAGACUGUUUCAGGAAGUAGCGCUGUUACCGCCGCCCCCGUCCCACCUUCUGCCCCCCAGCAGGUGAACUCCUCCACAAGCGCAGCCAAGAGCGCUGCUUCGACCUAGCUGUCAGCCGCCGGCCCCAACAACACCCUAAACCCAGGAGCAGGAUAAGUUUUGCUCCUAGAUGUUGAUUUCAGGUCAGUUGUGAUACUUUUUCUCCCAGAUUGGGGAACAGCGAGACGGAUUUAGAUCUGUGCCGAAGGGAAAGUCUGAGUUACUGAGGUAGAUCUGAAGGAAGAGACAGAAGUUUAAAUUCUAUUCUCUCUCUUUUAUUGUGAUUGUGUUAGCUUGCAUCACUGCAUACUGACUGGUACAUUUUUUGUCUGAUUAAAUACACAUUUUGGUUUCUCUUUUAGGUGUUUUUUAUUUUAUUUUUUUACGUGCUGAAUGACAGACAGGCUACGAGUGUCUCUUGGUUAUUCCCAGAUUUCAGACGUGUUCAGAAUUUUUUUAUGUAGCUGACCUUUUGCGACUCACUGCUUAAACUACAUCAUUAGAGAGCAUGACAAGGGGGCCUCAGGUUUCCCUCCUUAUCGUAUACUUUUUUAUGGCAGAUAUAACUUUAUGAGUAGGGUAGCAGAGUAUAAAACUAUCGCUGUGACAUUUCAGUGUUUCAUACAUGCAACAGCCUGUAUUAUGUGUUGUGUUCUUUGUUGUGUAACACAGGUGUUUUUUGUUUCUUUUUUCGAAUUAUGGACAAAACAUCACAUUUUGCCUAAUUAUGGUGUAAUAAAUCUUCUGUGUCAUUAAAACAGAAUUG